AUGUUCGACAGUGCUCGCGCCUACGUGGCGGCGCAGCUCAGGGGAGUCAGGCCUUCCGUACUAACAAAACACCCGCAUUUCAACUUCAUUACUAUCCACUACUUCUGGAUUAUUUUCGCAACAUUACUUUCUGGCGUUCUGAUAUAUGCCGGUGGCAAAGGACAACUUCACUUUAUAGAUGCUCUCAUGUUUGGCAGUGGUGCAAAUACCCAAGCCGGACUUAAUCCUGUUGAUGUCAACAACCUGAAUGGAUUCCAACAGUCUUGGAUCUACACAUUUUCUUUAUUCUCAAAUCCCAUCACGUUGCAUGGAUGUGUUGUUUUUCUCAGACUUUAUUGGUUUGAGAAACGCUUCCAGAACUGGGUACAAGAGGCAAAGUUACGCCGCCGAACCAUCAGCAAAUCAAAGUCCAAGGCACGAAACGACCUCAGUCAACUUGAAAACGGACUGGGUGUGAAUGGAAGGCGUAUUACCGUUGUGCCAGAGAAUACCAGGGCACAGCGCAUGACCAACGAUGGCAUUCUUCUGGAUAAGAUAGAGGAAGCCGAGCCCAAGCUCAAUCCGAGUAGCAACGCAAGCGAUACGACUACGGCAUCCGAUGAUCUGCAGAAAAGCGCUGAGCUUGAAGAAGAUAUCGGCCCCUUGGAUCAGCCUCGCCGGAGAGAUAUUUCAGGUGCAGACCAAAGUCGGCAAAAGAACGACACAGCAUCAGGUUUUCCAUCGCCGGAACAACACCUCACGACAGCAAUCACAUUUGCCGACACUGUUAAGCGAAGUGACGGAGUGGACGAUAAUCCUACCAAAUUCCCGCAACGACGACCUAAUGCAGAGCAUAUUGCUAUUCUUGAAAGGCAGCGAAACCAAGAUAAUGAAGUCCUCCAUAUUCCUGGACCGCGAGAUAUUGAAAGGGGUCUAGGGCCUCGACGACUUGAAGAAGGCGAUCAUCAAGAAGAUGACGAUCAACAAAUUGCCCGCCAGGCAACUUUUGACUCUCGCAUCAAUGAACCAAGCGACCCCUACGGCCAACAACAAACAGCCAUUACCUUUACUGAACCGGAACAUCCUAGGCGAGAAGAGCUGAAAAAUGAUGCCAAAGCUAUUGGCGGUACCGUUGAUAGCUUGAGAUUCAGAAAGCCGCGCUUCCUCAAUCGCUCCCAGGACAAGGUACAUGAAGACGGAGAACACAGGCCAAGAUCGAGGACCCCACAUCCACACCCUGUGCGAACCAAGACAAUGGACACCAUUCGCUCUGUCCUGUCUCGGGAUAAGACAGUGGAUGAUAUGCCAUAUCUUAGCUAUACACCAACCAUGGGCCGUAACUCGAACUUCCUCGGUCUUACACUCGAACAGCGUGAAGAGCUUGGCGGUAUCGAAUAUCGAGCAUUAAGAACUUUGGCUUUGGUGCUACUCUUCUACUUCUUCGUGUUCCACAUUCUCGGCGCCGUAUGCUUGCUUCCUUAUAUUCUUGCUAAUCAGCAUUACGGAAACGUUCUUACAGAGGAUUCCAUUGGCAAGACUUGGUGGGCGUUUUGGACCUCCAACAUGGCCUUUAUGGAUGUAGGGUUUACCCUUACACCGGAUAGCAUGAACUCAUUUGCAAAGUCCGAAUGGAUCCUGAUGUCCAUGUGGUUUUUCAUCAUCAUCGGAAACACUGGCUUCCCGGUGAUGCUGCGCUUUAUGAUAUGGGCCGCUUCUAAACUUACCCCAAAGGGUUCCGGCCUUUGGGAAGAAUUCAGAUUUUUGCUUGAUCACCCUCGUCGGUGUUUUACCUUGCUUUUCCCGUCGAAUGCGACAUGGUGGCUGUUCUGGAUCCUUAUCCUGCUCAACGCCAUCGACUUGCUCUUCUUUAUUGUGCUUGAUCUUGGAGCAGAACCCAUCACUGCCCUGCCACUCCACAACCGUGUUGUUAUUGGCCUAUUCCAAGCCGCUUCUACUCGAACUGCUGGUUUCUCGGCCGUCAGCAUGUCUGAGCUCCACCCCGCCAUGCCAGUUCUGUACCUAAUCAUGAUGUACAUCUCCGUGUUCCCCAUCGCCAUUUCUAUUCGACGAACAAACGUCUAUGAAGAAAAGUCUUUGGGCGUGUACCAUGAUCGGACCGAAGAAGACCCUGACGCUGAAGCAAGCGCCCUUGAUUAUGUAGGAACUCACUUGCGACGACAACUGUCCUUUGACUUGUGGUAUGUCUUUUUGGGCUUCUUCCUUCUCGCUAUUACCGAAGGCGGAAAGAUUGUAGGAGGCCGAUUUGAUUUAUUUUCUGUCCUCUUCGAGAUUGUCAGUGCCUAUGGAACUGUGGGUCUGAGCAUGGGCGUGCCCAACGUCAACGCAUCUCUGUGUUCACAAUUUUCUGUGCCUGGCAAGUUGAUCAUCGUGGCAAUGCAAAUUCGUGGACGCCAUCGUGGUCUACCAUAUGGCCUUGAUCGAGCCGUGAUCCUUCCGAGCGAAGCACGACUGAAGAGGGAGCAAGAAGAAGCUGACGCCACACUUGCUCGAACGAGCACUGCCGUAUCCACCGGAGCCGCAACGGGUCUGCAGCGACAGCCAACUACUGGACAGAGUCGCAGCAGGAGUCGUGAAAGAGCCAACAGCAAUUUGAUAUCCAAAUUGUUGCACCCGGGACCGGUUGUCCCACCCGAGCAUCUCGGACGACCAAGAGGGAGAUCAAUUGAGGCGUAUCAAAGGAGCAAGUCUGUGGAUGUUACAAAUGCCCUUUCAGAGCCCUCCGAUGCUCACUUAGAGCCCCCGAGAGAAGAAGAUGACGAGUUGGAACAAAUCUCGAGUUCCGAUCUCCCGCCGAAUAAACCGAGACGGACAGAGUCGUCUGCCUUUUAG
Messenger RNA from Trichoderma atroviride IMI 206040, 2829 nucleotides. RefSeq lists its product as uncharacterized. The record is from RefSeq and is a predicted model, not a curated record. Gene Ontology annotation, molecular function: high-affinity potassium ion transmembrane transporter activity. Gene Ontology annotation, cellular component: plasma membrane. NCBI's taxonomy places the organism in Eukaryota, Fungi, Ascomycota, Sordariomycetes, Hypocreales, Hypocreaceae. Gene Ontology annotation, biological process: intracellular potassium ion homeostasis; potassium ion import across plasma membrane.